CUAUAAUACAUAUAUACACACCUCCCCUGAAGUCGCCCUGCUAUAUUAGUUCCUUCCGAUUCAAGCCAGCUAUAUUCACUUCAUUUCUUUUCUCCCUUGAUUCUUUUGUUCUUUCAUUGGUACUCAGCUUUUAUUACUAUUAUUACCAUAUCUUCUUCACAUAUUCCAUCUACAUUCUCCCCAAUUCAUACUAUUCAACCCUCUAAGAGAGAGAGAGAGAGAGAUUCAUGGCAGAAACAGCGAAUUAUCCGGUGAAGAUUGCAGUGGGUUGUGGUUUCAUUACUUCAAUUUUCAACCGGAAAAGAUACUUGAAAACGCUUCCGAAAACCAGCGACAGAACCUCUGCCAAUCGUCCAAGCACGCAAAUCAUUACGGAAGAGCAAAGUGAUGGUGUCAAUUCAGUUAACCCUCCAGCAGAAGUGGACGCCAAACCAAGUCCAAAUACUCCUGCAGCCAAUUCAAUGCCUUCAAAUUUCGUUCAUCAGAAUCAAAAAGCAAGGCCCUCAGAUGCCUCAAGGAGUUCGACCUCAUCAUCCAACAAUUCAGGCCCAAAAAAGGCUUCAAAAGCUCCCGAAGCGGAGAAUUUGAGAGUCAUGAAAAGGGUGCCAACUUACACCUCCACCGAGCUUAGUCUGGUCCCCGUUGAGCCCCGGAAGUCCGUUGAGCCCCGGAAGUCCGAUUCGAGCGCUAGCCUUAUCCGGACUUCUUCGGGCAAGAAAAUACUGAUAGGCCAACUGGGUAACUUGAAGCCGCCCGCGAGGAGGAAUCCUCCAUUAAUGAGUAAAGGGCCAGCAUUGGUGAAGAAGUUAGACCCCGAAGUGGUGAAGUCUAUGGGAAAUGAGAAGUACAAGCAGGGGAGGUUUGAGGAGGCAUUGGCUUUGUAUGAUCGAGCGAUUUCUCUUGAUUCGAGCAAGGCGUCGUACCACAGCAACAAAAGUGCUGCUUUGAUUGGUUUAGGGCGGCUGAUUGAGGCGGCGGUUGAGUGCAGUGAGGCUGUUCGAAUUGAGCCUUCUUAUCUCAGAGCUCAUUUUCGACUGGCGACACUUUAUCUCAGAUUGGGAGAACCAGAGAAAGCCCUGCAUCACUACGAACAUUCAGGGCUUAACGCAAACACCAAGGAAAUCGCCAUCGCUGAAGCACUGAAAAGACACCUCAAUGAGUGCAGCAAGGCUACAGAGCUAGGAGAUUGGAACUCAUUGCUGCAGGAGAGCCGUUCCGCUGUAGUGUUUGGUGCCGAUUCGGCUCCACAGAUCAAUGCUAUGCAAGUUCAUGCCUUGUUGAAGCUACAUAGGCACCAAGAGGCUCAAAACAUGUUUCAGAAGGCACCAAAGUUUAAUAUCGACUCUUGUACUAGGUUCUUUGGAAGAGCUUACAGUGCUUAUUUGUUAACAAUUCAAGCACAGAUUCACAUGGUCGUUGGAAGGUUUGAGGAUGCUCUGGCUUCCAGUAAGCAGGCAGUGCGGCUUGACUCAAGCGAAAAGGUGACUGCAGUUUUGAAGAGGGCUGAAGCCAUGGUAUUGGCGCGAUCAAAUGGUAACCAGCUUUUCAAGGCCUCAAGAUUCUCAGAAGCCUCUGCUGCAUAUAGUGAAGGACUAGAUCACGACAAGUACAACGCAAUUUUGCUAUGCAACCGAGCAGCCUGUCUAUCUAAGUUAGGCCUAUUUGAGAAAGGAGCAGAGGAUUGCACUGUAGCCCUUAGUGUUCAGCCUUCGUACAGCAAGGCCAGAUUGAGGCGGGCCAAUUGCAAUGCCAAGCUGGAGAGGUGGGAGGCUGCUAUUCAGGAUUAUGAGGUGCUCAUACGAGAAACCCCAGGCGAUGAGGAGGUGGGAAAGGCCUUGUUCGAGGCCCGAAUUCAGCUCAAGAAACAAUGUGGUGAAGAAGAUACAAAGGACAUGAAGUUUGGUUCUAAUUUGGUCAUCAUCUCCAGUAACGAAAGCUUCAGACACUUUGUGACUGCACCUGGGAUGUCUGUGGUGCUAUUCUGCGACAAAAUACGCCACAAGAACGUGUUUCAGCUCAUGGAACAAGUCUGCAAAGGCUUCCCAUCCGUCAACUUUCUCAAGGUGGAGAUUGAAGAUCACCCCUACCUUGCAAAAUCAGAGGGUGUGAGUUCCAUUCCAGCUUUCAAGAUAUACAAGAAUGGAUCAAAAGUAAAAGACAUUAUAGGCAACAACAGGGAGUUGUUGGAAAGCUCAGUGAAGUUGUACAGCAGCUAAAUCAAAUAUAUAUAUAUAUUCCAAAUUAUGCGUGCACAGAGAACAAAACAUCAUUACAAAAAUACAAAAAAAAAAAAAUAAUAAUAAUAAUAAGAGAGAAGAAAAAUGAGUUAAGCAAGUCUCAGUGCGGCACUAAGGAUAAAUUAACAAAGAAAUUAAGUACUAGACUGAGACUUCUUUUCAUCUUUUGUUAUGAUUAAAGAAUGUUUCUACAUGCGAUUGAAAACAAGAAUAUUUGUACAUUGCAUUAUUUCUCACC
This is a messenger RNA of Rhododendron vialii, 2475 nucleotides long. Its product is annotated as TPR repeat-containing thioredoxin TTL1-like. Gene Ontology annotation, cellular component: cytoplasm. Gene Ontology annotation, molecular function: identical protein binding. The transcript is spliced from 7 exons. The record is from RefSeq and is a predicted model, not a curated record. Lineage: Eukaryota; Viridiplantae; Streptophyta; Magnoliopsida; Ericales; Ericaceae. The coding region runs from base 228 to 2216 and encodes 662 amino acids.